CUCUAAUGCUCACUAGUAUCCACCGCUUGUUAGCGUCCAAGCCAAGACCAGGCACGUCCUCGAGGUCGUAUGAACACCACCCACAGGCUGAGACGAGAUGUGGCCGUAUUUGGUAGCCGUGAUUCUGGUCCUGUUUGGGAUUUAUUACAGACACAGAAGGCAUGCCUUUCAGUAUUUCAAGCGGAUGGGGUUAGAUGGCCCUACACCCUCCAUUCCAUUCGGGAACCUCACCGAGAUCGGGUUUGGAAAAGGGGAUCCCAUGGAAGCUCCAAUGCGGUGGACUAAGAAAUAUGGAAAGUUCUAUGGUAUCUUCGAGGGGCCCAACCCGAUACUUAUCAGCACGGACUUGGAUUUCCUGAAGGAAGUUUUCAUCAAGCGAUUCAGUCAUUUUCAUGCGCGGAAGCCGUUCCCCAUUGCUCCAGACCCCAAUGAUGAGCGCGGGGUCAACAUGGUCAUUGCCAUGGGGGACAAAUGGAAAAGAUUACGUCUGAACACAAACCCGGCGUUCUCAGCUCUGAAGAUGAAACAGAUGUCACCACUAAUCAAUGACUCAGUGACGAGACUGCUUCGAUGUCUGGAGAAGAGGUGUGAGGAGGGAAAACCGUUCAAUAUUCAAAGCGAGUUUCAGGGACUGACGCUGGAGGUGAUCGCGUCCUGUGCCUUUGGUUUAUCCAUCAACUCAGUGGAGGAUAGAAACCACCCCUUCCUCACUGCGUGCAGGGAUCUGUUCAACCGCCUUGGUAACGGCCGGCUCAGGGUGCUGGUAGCGUUCAUGUUUCCUGAAGUUCGCAGGCUUCUGUGGAAGUUUUUCAUUUUCCUUCGUUUGUUUAUCAAAACGGACCCCUUCUCCAAGCUGCGGGCCCUUGGGUUUGAAGCGAUUGCCGCCAGGAAAGCAAUUCACGAUCCUAAGAAAAGACGUGUGGAUCUACUACAAUUAAUGCUGGACACGCAGAUCAAUUCCACCAACGGUCAAGCGGUCAGUAACAGUGACCAAGAGGAGCUGAGUGGUCUUAAUAUGAAUGGAGAGACUGGACCCACGGCCCAAAGCAGCGGAGAGAUGAAGACGAAGAAGAUAGCAGACAGACAGGGGUUGUCAGAGGAGGAAAUUCAGGCUCAGGCGAAUCUGUUCAUCUUGGCCGGGUAUGAAACUACCAGCACGGCGCUGACGUACACCGCGUACGAGCUGGCAAAACAUCCCGAAGUCCAGUGCCGACUGCAGGCGGAAGUUGACGAACACUUCGGAGAAGACACUGAAAUAAGCUACGACACAAUUCAGAAGUUGACCUACAUGGACAUGGUGAUAUGUGAAGUGUUAAGAUUACAUCCCAUUGCUCCACAGAUCAUUGCCCGUCAGUGCGUGGAGUCCUGCACCGUGAACGGACUCCAUCUUGAGAAAGGUUUGGUGGUGGCGGCGGAUGUGUGGUCGAUACAUUACGACCCAGAGCUGUGGGGGCCUGAAGACACGUUUAGCCCAGAGAGGAAGGCCCACAGGCACCCCAUGGCGUGGCUGCCGUUCGGAGCCGGACCUCGUAACUGUAUCGGGAUGCGGUUUGCCCUGAUGGAGGCUAAGAUCGCGUUGGCGGGCCUCCUCAAGAGGUUCUCCAUCCAGGCGUGCCAGGAGACACAGAUCCCACUGAAGAAAGUAGAGCGCGCAACAAUCGUGCCCGAGAGUGGAGUCAUAGUGAAACUAAUCCGCAGAGAAAUGUAGUACUUUUAAAAAGACAGCCUCGUACGAAAACACACCUAAAUUAGACUAUAAUUACCAUAACGAGGUCCGAAGUAACUAUGACGUCACUGACUAAGCGAUUGGCAAUAUUGAAUGAUAUCUGAGACACUGCUUUGCUUAAAAAAAAUUAGAAAUCAUAAUAAGGACCCAUUUAUAUUUUUGUAAAAACAAGGCAUAAUACAGGUAGUCAAAAGGCAAAAUUUUAUUGAUUUUUCUUAAGGAUUAUGUUAAAUGCAUAUGUCUUAUUAUUUUGAAUUUCAACUUAAGUGCAGUAUAACUUUGUUUGUACAACUUACUUCAGAAUAUUAUCUUCAUAAUGUAAAAAAAUUAUCUGUGACACACACUUUUACGGGUAC
Lingula anatina is the source of this 2082-nucleotide messenger RNA. RefSeq names its product cytochrome P450 3A29. NCBI's taxonomy places the organism in Eukaryota, Metazoa, Brachiopoda, Lingulata, Lingulida, Lingulidae. The record is from RefSeq and is a predicted model, not a curated record. Gene Ontology annotation, molecular function: steroid hydroxylase activity; heme binding; oxidoreductase activity, acting on paired donors, with incorporation or reduction of molecular oxygen.